GGGGGGGGAGACACCUUUUUCCUUUGCGGGAAAACUCGCACGGGCAGGUCGAGAAGAAACAUUUUAAGGUCACCGCGGAGGAAACUCGGAUGAGAGCAGCAACCAGUCCAGAAGACAUAAAUAUAGAUAUAUUCCAGAUAGGAUCGAUCGAUUUAUUUAUUAAAGAGCGCAAGCUCUUCUUCAUCCACCCCAUCUUUCAUCCACACACUCCAACCCCACCCCCUCGCUGCAAGAGCCACUCGCGAUCCCGAUCUGGGGGUCCUCGCCCAGCAGAGGGCUCCCCUUCCUGCUGCCAGCCGUCCGAGCUGCGCCCUUCUCUGCCGCCGCCGCCGCUCGGCAGCCCCGCACCGAGAGAGGCGGAGUUUCCUGAGUCAGCCGCCGCUGCACAUCCGGAUUAAGCUGAAGCGGCGGCUGCUGCUGCUUCUCCUCCUCCUUUACCCCCCCCACCCCACAACACGCAGCAGGGACGACCCCCCCCCCCGGCCGAUCUGCAAACUUGCCGGAGCCGCGCUGCAGGUGACCAAAGGCGAGGAUCCCCGCGGAGAGGUGAGGGAGGGGCUGCGCGCGGGAUCGAGGCCUGGAGGGAUUGCCGACUAAUUGGCCCUGAUCCCUCCUCCCCCCCGCUCAUUUUUUUGUUUCAUGGUGGGGGGUGGGAGGGAAGGGAUGGCGAAGCAAAGCCCUUCUGCCGGUUGAGGGGUGGGGAGCCCUUUAAAGGGGAGGAGGGGGGAGCGAUUAAGCCUCGGCCCAUUUUGCUGCAGGGGGUGGGUGGGACUGGGAACAAGGGCGAGCGCCAAAUUGGCCGCCGGGGGCGGGGGAGGGAGAGAAAAGGAGACUUUAUUAUUUUUUCCACCUCCUUAGAAGAUCAAUGGCCAAAUCGAAUUGGGCUCCUGCGUCCUCCUGCAGUGGAAUCGGAGCAAGCAGUUUCCCAUCUGUCCCUAUAGAUUUCGGGGGUUAAGGCCCGGAUUUAGUUUUCUGGGUAGCCUCGUAAGCGUGUUGCAGCACGCACAAAAGUUUUAAUUUGCAAGCAAUCCGGGUUUUCUUUUUUCUUUUUCGUGGUAGCCGAGCGCGUUCAGUUCAUCCCCAUGCCGAAACUCCUAGCCCUUUCUUGUGGGUUACUUUAAUAUGGGGGCGGGGGGGGGGGUAAAUAAAACAGCGUCCCUGCCCGCUUUUGUACCAGAAGUUACGCCCACCUUUGUCAUGUUAAGUAUUCUUGCUUGGAAUCUAGUCUUCGCAAUGCUACUGCUUCCAAUAAUUAUUAGUAAUUCUUACAAGAUUUUUGAAAAAGAGAUUUCUUACAUGGCCUUGGGAGUUAAGCUCUCAGGGGCCCUUAGGGUAUGAGCACAGCAAUUUGAAAUCUCAGAAAUUAACCAGUAUCACAUACUGCUGUAUUUAUGCUUAUUGCAAUAUUAUAUUUGCACUUGUAUGUGUUUUUAAAAGUUGCAGAGAGUGAUCCCUGAGAUGCUGCAGGAUAGCUCACUUCCAACAAUAAAGUUCUUAUUAUUCUAUGUUCUGAAGUGGCCAAGUUUGCCUUCUGCUAAAGCGUUAACAGAAGAAAUGGGCAAAGUAUGAAAACAUGCAAACUUUUUUUAAAAAAACCCAUUAUUGGAAAAAGCCUUAUUAGAAGAUGAAUUGGAAGAACAGAAAUGGUAUUAGCAUUGGGUAAAAUAUGGAGGCAAAUUUCCAGUUAUUCUAGUCCAGGAUUUCCCAAACUUGGGUCUGCAGUUGUUGUUGGACUAUAAUUCCCAUCAUCCCUAACCACUGUUCCUGCUAUCUACGGAUGAUGGGAGUUGUAGUCUACAACAGUUGGAGAGCCAGGUUUAGAUGAGCAAGGGCAUUAACCCCCUGGAUGUUUUUGGGCUUCCAGCUCCUAUCUGCCCUAGCCAACCUAGGCCAGGGUUGAUGGGAGUUGUAGUUCAGCAACAUAUGGUGCACGACCAGUUAGCUACUCCUGCUCAACAGUCUAGUAUGUUGUGUCAAAAUCCACAAAAAUGUGCUUGAUUAUGCCCCAAGCUUUCCUGGAUGAGAGCCUGUUUUAUCAAAUGAUGCCUCCGAUGUAGUGAUUUCUGGUUCAUAAAUGCUCAUGCCUUGCUAAAGCAAACAAAUUAUGAACAAAGAACUUGCAGCACCUUGGACGAUAUUAUUAUAAAUAAGGCUUGCACAGAUUUCUCCGUUUUUAAUCUGCUUUUGAACCCUUGCAGUGUAGGACAUAGCACCGUUUGGACUUUAUGCCUUGAGUUGCCCUAAAUAUCUCGAGCUGGACUUCUGAACUGCAUAAGGCAGCGUUUGCCAACCUGGCGCCCUCCAGCUGUCUUAGACCACAUCUCUCAUCAGCUCCAGCCAACUGGGAGUUGUAGUUCAAAACUCCUGAAGGGAGCCAGUUUGGAGGCAGGGUGGAAUCUCUUUAACAUGAGGCAUCACAGUUUCUGGUUUCCCACCCCCUUUUUUAAUUUGUGUUUUUAUUUUAUUUAAAAAAAAAGCAUUCCCUCCCAAUCUUGGGAGAGCUAAACUGCAACUGGUCUCACACACCCUGUUUGUAGACUCUUUACCUGACUAACCAAUAGCAGAUUGCACAAGAAAUUAGCAAUCCAAAUAAGUAUUGCCGCUGUGCAAAUAAACAUGCUCUGGAUUGGGUAAUAGUUUGUGUGUGGCUCUCCAACUCUUUAUCUGUUCUUAUUUUUUCCUCUGCCUUUUGAUAUCCCACCCUUUUGUAUAUAUCAAAUUAAAAUCAGCAAGAGGUCAGCUUUCAAAUGUGCUGGGAGAGUUAUUAUACCCACAGGGAGUUAGAAUCCGUCAGCGAUAUUCAUCAGCGAGGUGCUGUUGAUGAUAAAUAUUCCUCGUUUCUUCCAAGGGGCUGAGGGUGGAGUUUAUGGUCUCUUUUCCCCUUCCACCUCUUCAUACCAACCCUAGCUGAGGAGAGUGAGCUCAUACUUUGGGUUCCAAGCUGGGGUUCAAGCCUAAAUCACGCGCUCUCCAGUUGCUGUGACUGGCCUGGUGCACUGAAUGCUAAGCUUGGGUGUGGGAGCUGUGGGUUCAAAUCUCUGCUCAGCUGGGAAGCUCCCUGAUUGGUUUGGGACGUAGCCAAUCACAGCCUGCGUAAGCAGCGGAAGGGAACCUUCUAGACCGGCAAUAGGGAACCUGCGGUCUUCUAUAUCUAUCGUUGGGACUCCCAGCAGCCCCUGUCAGGGUGGCCAAGGGUCCAGGGAUGAUGGGAAUUGUAGUCCCCAUCAGCACCUGACACACCACAGAUUCCCACACACCCCUGUAUUAAGAGCAGGCAUAGGCAAACUCCGGCCCGCCAGAUGUUUUGAGACUACAAUUCCCGUCACCCCGACCACUGGUCCUGUUAGCUAGGGAUGAUGGGAAUUGUAGUUCCAAAACAUCUGGAGGGCCAGAGUUUGUCUGUGCCUGAUUGAGAGGAUCAAACCAUCCGCUUCCGGGUCUGCAAAACAACAGGGUCCUGUCAUGCAGCUAGAAGAUUCCUAUAUAUGGCAGGUUUUUUGGGUCCUGAGGGGAUGGAGAAUGUCAAACUGCACUGACCUUGAACGGGAGAAGGUCCAGAAUUUGUGACCCUGAAGGCCCCAAUGAGCUUUAAAAAUGGAAUUUAAAAAUUCACAUUACCUCUGGAGUUGGAAGGCGAAAUAAGCAAGACUUGGGAUGGCUUUUAUUACUUGAAGAGAGCUGCAGAAAUUCCUAUGCAAAAGCCUCAGUGCAGAGAAUAUGAGCAGAUUAAAGGUUUAGCCAGACACCGUUUUGGGGAAGAAACUCGGUGGCCCCACCUUUGUGGAAUUGGACAGGAUUUUCUGAGACCUUUUCCGCUCCCUGUAGAACCACAAUCUCCAGGGUUUCUUGUUGGGAGGGGGGGGGCAUGGCUGUUGAAUUAGUAUAAGCCCAGUAGUGUAAACAUCCUUAAAGAGCAGUGAAGCCUGUUCUGUAUUGAAUCUGGCCGCCAUGGAAACCAGGAAUAGUCCAAUGAGAUGGAUGCCUGCAAAAGGGCUGGAGCUUUGCAAGCGCUUCAACAAUGGGGCAUGGGCAGUGGGCGGCAUUUUAAAUGUAGUAGAAAUUUUCUCUGGGUAUUAAGUGGGGCAGCUUGGUGUUUCCACCCCCUUUCCUGCCCCAAUCAGACUCACAAACGGUGCUGCUAUGUUGCAUUCGGCUACUUAAGGGUUUUUGUUUCUUAAAAAAUAAAUAAAUAAUUGAAUGUUUUGCACGCUGCGUUUCCCACGGUGGAGCUGAGUUCCAAAAGCCUCCCAAGAAAACAAGCCAUUAUAAUUUAAAAAAUAAAACAAAACAGCAUCUCCUAAUACAGUGGUACCUCGGGUUACAUACGCUUCAGGUUACAUACGCUUCAGGUUACAGACUCCGCUAACCCAGAAAUAGUGCUUCAGGUUAAGAACUUUGCUUCAGGAUGAGAACAGAAAUCGGGCUCUGGAGGCUCGGCAGCAGCAGGAGGUCCCUUAGCUAAAGUGGUGCUUCAGGUUAAGAACAGUUUCAGGUUAAGUACGGACCCCCGGAACGAAUUAAGUACUUAACCUGAGGUACCACUGUACAAGAGAAAGAUGCCCUCGUGGAAGCACAGUAAAGGAAUCUGAAUAGCAAAAACACAAAUCCAAGUUGGUCACAUUGGGAUGUGUGUCGGGAAUGCCAAUGGAAAGAACGUCCAGUGAACCACCCCAAAUGCUUCCUUUACGGGUGAGAGAAAGGAGGAGGUCCUAAAAACAGGCUCUCAGCUUAGGGGGCCAGCAGCCUCUUUUCUCACCCACUGCAGCCAGCUAAGCACCAGGCGAAACGCACCCCACCCCACUGUCUGGGGUUAUUGGGCAAGAUCCACAGGAACAGGACUCUCUCACCCUGGAGAAUGAAACUACAGCGGUAUCUCGGGUUACAGAUGCUUCAGGUUAUAGACUCCGCUAACCCAGAAAUAUUACCUCAGGUUAAGAACUUUGCUUCAGGAUAAGAACAGAAAUUGUGCUCCUGUGGCGUGACAGCAGCAGGAAGCCCCAUUAGCUAAAGUGGUGCUUCAGAUUAAGAACAGUUUCAGGUUAAGAACGGACCUCCAGAACGAAUUAAGUACUUAACCCGAGGUACCACUGUAUCCCCUUCUCCCUCUGCUGAUGCCCCCCCCCCACAGUAUUUCGCUUCAGGCUGAGGGAGCCGACGUCUGUCCACAGUUUCAAACAUAGCACCCAUGCCCCCACCGUCCUUAGAAAACCACUUAAUCCUGAUUUGAUUUGGAGGUGUUCGGUGUGAAGAAACAGUUGCAAAAACUUUUUUUUUCGCAAUCUGAAUGUUAAAUCAGAAUCUGUCAAGGUGUAUCUUCCUGGCAUAAGUUGGGUACAGUGGCUGGUGGCAUGUGAAGAGCCUUUCUUGCUGGAAGUUUCCUUCCCUUUGGACGUUUAGAGAAGUUUGAAAAAAUCAAAGCCCUGAUAGAUUGCAAUGUGAGACGGGGCCUUUUCUGCAGUGGCACCCUCAGCUGUGAAAUUGCCUUUCAGAAGGAAAGGCGGCUAGAGCCACAUCCCUCAGCGCUGUAUAGACAGGCGGUGAAAACAGCCUUCUUCAGCAUGGCUGUUCGAUGGUUUGCUUUGCUCCUUUGAAGCCUCGAGGCUUUGAUUUUUGUUAAAAGUGUGCGUUUUCCAGUUUAGUUUUUGCUACUUUAUGCAAACCUCAUUGAGGUUGGAAACUGCUAUAAGAAAGCUUAAUAAAUAAAUAAAUUGGGUUGUAGCCCAUGCUAGCCCUACUCAGAGUAGAUCCACUGAACCAUCAACUUGCAUUAAUUAAUUCCAGUGGGUCUACUCUGAGUAGGACUCAGUUGGAUCCCACUUGUGUGGAGGUUGCGGGGGGGUGGGAGAGAUCCCACGGGCCUAUGCUGUGUUAGAGACUGGGGGUUUUUUGGCUUCCACUCUUGGAAUUCUGGCUGUGGCUGAGUUUGUAGAGCAUAUUUAUACAGAUCAUAGAAUCACAGAAUUGUAGAGUUGGAAGGGACCCUGAGGGUCAUCCAGUCCAACCCCCUGCGAUGCAGGAAUCUCAGCGAAAGCAUCAAUGGCAGAUGUGUAUGUGUGUUUAUUUUUGUAAAGGUCCUACUUCCAGACAUUGCAAUUAAGGUGUGCCGGAGUACCCAUUUGCCAGAUUCCAGCUUUUCCAUUUGGUGUAAAAACACCUUAAUUUGGUCCUUUCCUGGGCCUCUCAGAAUAACAGUUGUAUGUACGCAUAUAACACUUCUUAUCAUGCCUGUGAAAGAAGACAGGGAGUAUAUUUAAAACCCAGCACACCUGCAGAGGUUGCGACACUGUGUACUGAAUCUGGUGGAAAGGGCUUUAACCAGGCUGUCUCCUCUUGUCCAUUAACCUGCUGUUGGCUGGUGAUUUUAUGAGCAAAGAAACCUGUUGCUUCUCCUCCUAAUGUUCUCUAAGGCAUAGCAGGGGGCCGAUGGGGGGAGAGACCUGUGGUCCUCUGAAUGGAUGCCUUUGGACUCCCAAGUCCAGCCCCCAGCCAGCACGGCCAGCAGUCUGAGAUGAUGGGAGAUGUUGUUCAGUGGUCUCCAGAAGGUCGCAGCUAAGCCACCCCUAAGUAGUAACAGUAAAGGGACCCCUGACCAUUAGGUCCAGUCGUGGCCGACUCUGGGGUUGCGGCGCUCAUCUCGCUUUAUUGGCCGAGGGAGCCAGCGUACAGCUUCCGGGUCAUGUGGCCAGCAUGACUAAGCCGCUCUGGCGAACCAGAGCAGCGCACGGAAAUGCCGUUUACCUUCCCGCCGGAGCGGUACCUAUUUAUCUACUUGCACUUUGACGUGCUUUCGAACGGCUAGGUUGGCAGGAGCAGGGACUGAGCAACGGGAGCUCACCCUGUCAUGGGGAUUUGAACCGCCGGCCUUCUGAUCGGCAAGUCCUAGGCUGUGUGGUUUCACCCACAGCGCCACCCGCGUCCCCCCCAAGUAGUACAUUCCAAUAAAAUCAUAGAAUCAUAGAGUUGGAAGAGACCACAAGGGCCAUCGAGUCUAACCCCCUGCCAAGCAGGAAACACCAUCAGAGCACUCCUGACAUAUGGCUGUCAAGCCUCUGCUUAAAGACCUCCAAAGAAGGAGACUCCACCACACUCCUUGGCAGCAAAUUCCACUGUUGAACAGCUCUUACUGUCAGGAAGUUCUUCCUAAUGUUUAGGUGGAAUCUUCUUUCUUGUAGUUUGGAUCCAUUGCUCCGUGUCCGCUUCUCUGGAGCAGCAGAAAACAACCUUUCUCCCUCCUCUAUGUGACAUCCUUUUAUAUAUUUGAACAUGGCUAUCAUAUCACCCCUUAACCUCCUCUUCUCCAGGCUAAACAUGCCCAGCUCCCUUAGCCGUUCCUCAUAAGGCAUCGUUUCCAGGCCUUUGACCAUUUUGGUUGCUCUCCUCUGGACACGUUCCAGUUUGUCAGUGUCCUUCUUGAACUGUGGUGCCCAGAACUGGACACAGUACUCCAGGUGAGGUCUGACCAGAGCAGAAUACAGUGGCACUAUUACUUCCCUUGAUCUAGAUGCUAUACUCCUAUUGAUGCAGCCCAGAAUUGCAUUGGCUUUUUUAGCUGCCGCGUCACACUGUUGGCUCAUGUCAAGUUUGUGGUCAACCAAGACUCCUAGAUCCUUUUAACAUGUACUGCUCUCAAGCCAGGUGUCCCGCAUCUUGUAUUUGUGCCUCUCAUUUUUUUUGCCCAAGUGCAAUACUUUACAUUUCUCCCUGUUAAAAUUCAUCUUGUUUGUUUUUGGAGGCAGAUGUUGAAUGGGUUUCAUUUGUUGUUGGUAGGUGCUGCUGGAUUCCUGAGAACUCAUUCUGCCAUGGAGCCAUGGGUGUAUCUGGACCCGCGACAGAGGGCACUAUAUCGAGAUGUCAUGCAGGAGAGCUACGAGACACUGAUGUCUCUUGGUAAGAAUCCCAUUUACCUUCCGCUUUGUAUCGGUUCUCCUCUUCCAUUCAUACUUGGUUUUGCUCCUCUUUUUUGUGUGUGCACGCUAUAUUCACUGAUAACAUUUGCAGGGAAGCGGUGUUCUUUGUUCUGAAAAAAAGGUGAGGGGGGAAGCAGUGUGAAUUUCCCAGAAAGGGAGAAAAAAACCCACGAGAGACCCUCAGACUCCUUAUUCUUAGAUGAGAAUGGCCUGAGAGAUUCGGAGACUCAUAGCAGAGGCAAGAUCUCAUAUGUGCUGUCAGCUGCCCAGAGUGGCUGGGGAAACCCAGCCAGAUGGGUGGGGUGUAAAUAAAAUUAUUAUUAUUAUUAUUAUUAUUAUCAUCAUCAUCAUCAUCAUUAGGAAGCAGAAAUGUACCAGGUUACAGUUUAUAGUCACAGUUGCACGCAUUUUAAAUUCCCGGGGAGCAAAUGAAGAACUUGGCUGGGAAAAAGACACACAGCUUUCCCACCUCAAGGAGCAAAUGGGGUACAAGCACAACAUUUCAGAUAGUGAGGUUCCGACAACAGUUUUCUAGGCACCCAGCUCACCGUUUGACAGGAGCUCCUCUCGUCUUGCCUAGGGAACCUCUUGGUUUAGCAUUACGGUGGUACCUCGGGUUACAGACGCUUCAGGUUACAGAUUCUGCUAACCCAGAAAUAGGACCUCAGGUUAAGAAAUUUGCUUCAGGAUGAGAACAGAAAUGGCGCGGCGGCAGCAGGAGGCCCCAUUAGCUAAAGUGGUACCUCAGGUUAAGAACAGUUUCAGGUUAAGAACGGACCUCCAGAACGAAUUAAGUUCUUAACCCGAGGUACCACUGUACGUGCAACAUUCCUCCCUAGGGAAUAACAUUCCAAAUAGGCAGGUCCGAAACCUGUCAAACAGGCCGCAUAAGCCCAGACGUGUGUGCUUAGUCCCUGCACAACAACUCUCGCUUGCUUUGAUGCAAUGUGCUGGACGUGAGGCGUACGAGGGCUUCAGUCAAACCUCUCCCCUGGCUGCUGUGCCCGACUUGAACAGGGAGUUCAAAAGCUACUCUGUGCCGGGGGGGGGGGGAGAGUCCAAUUCUCCCCCUCAUGCAGUUCUUUCGCUUAAUUCCCAGAGUUAAUUUUGUUGUUGUUUACUCGUGUCCGACUCUUUGUGACCCACUGGACCAGAGCACGCCAGGCACUCCUGUCUUCCACUGCCUCCCGCAGUUUGGUCAAACUCAUGUUUGUAGCUUCGAGAACACUGUCCAACCAUCUCAUCCUCUGUCGUCCCCUUCUCCUUGUGCCCUCCAUGUUUCCCAACAUCAGGGUCUUUUCCAGGGAAUCUUCUCUUCUCAUGAGGUGGCCAAAGUACUGGAGCCUCAGCUUCAGGAUCUGUCCUUCCAGUGAGCACUCAGGGCUGAUUUCUUUAAGAAUGGAUAGGUUUGAUCUUCUUGCAGUCCAUGGGACUCCUGAGUGAAAAAUGACCUCCGUAAUGACCUCAGAAGGAUGGACCUUGGCUCCCCGCGCCCCGAGGCUGGCUUCCAUACCUCACCUGUGUAAUAAACGUAAAUCUGCCCUUAUUCCCUUAUGGGGGACACAAGAGCCCUUAUAGAGUCCUUUGCAGGUUCUCCAUCGGUAGGAGAGAAUAACUGAGGCCAACCAGAGAAUAUUGAGAAGCAAAGCAGCUAGUAAGCCUGAUCUUUAUUGAACUGUUGCAACAGGGUGCCCCCUUCACACGCAGGAGAAGGAGGAGGACCCCAAACAAAGGUGUGCCCGCCCUUAUAUAGACAUUUUAAAUUGCCCGCCUUGGAGUCCAAGACCACCCUCCGGAUACAUCACACCUACAUCACAGAAAGGGCGGCCUACAACAGAAAUCUGAGUGCUUUGUUUACCUCCUGUCUGGCAGAUUACCUCCACAGAUGGAGAACCUGCAAAGGACUCUAUAAGGGCUCUUGUGUCCCCCAUAAGGGAAUAAAGGCAGAUUUACGUUUAUUACACCUGUUCCAGAACACCCAAGACAACCCGUGUCAGGUUUGCAAUCCCAUACAACACUCAUGGAAGAUGCUCCAUGGAUGGUGUGGAAGUAUGGAUAGGGGUGGGGUGGAGUCGCUCAGCGCCUCGGCUUUUAUCCCCCUUCUGGGUCUGCUUGUGCAGAAGCAAGUUCCGCUUUUGUGCAGCUCACUUUUUGUAAGGACCAAUUGCACCUGCAGGCCAAGCAAGAAGCUGCUGUGAGAUCCGUAGGACUCUUUUAAGAUGGAUGUUGUCUUGUGUGAAAUGUACGGUGCUCCAGUGCUAACAUUUGAGAAGACAGAAUCCUAGGUAGGAAAAGGCCUGCUCAUUAAACUUGGAAACCCUGGCUACACAUUCUGUAUCAUCCAUAGGUUUAGGAAACAGGUUUCCAGAAUAUAAUAUAAUAUACAGUGGUACCUCGGGUUAAGAACUUAAUUCGUUCUGGAGGUCCGUUCUUAACCUGAAACUGUUCUUAACCUGAAGCACCACUUUAGCUAAUGGGGCCUCCUGCUGCUGCCGUGCCGCUGCUGUGCAAUUUCUGUUCUCAUCCUGAAGCAAAGUACUUAACCCGAGGUCCUGUUUCUGGGUUAGCAGAGUCUGUAACCUGAAGCGUCUGUAACCCGAGGUACCACUGUAUUAGCAUUAUUAGCACCCCACCCAUCUGACUGUGUUGCCCCAGCUACUCUGGGCGGCUUCCAACACAUAUAAAAGCAUCAUCAAACAUUAAACAUUAAAAAUUUAACUGCACUAUCUAAGCCAGCCUUUCUCAAGCUCGGGUCCCCAGAUGUUUUUUUUGAAAUACAACUCCCAUCAUCCCUGACUGCUGGCCAUUUUGGCUGGGAAUGAUGGGAGUUGUGGUCCAGCAACAUUCAGGAAUGCAAGGUUGAGAAAGACUGAUCUAAAGGGUUAUAACCCAAUAAAAAUUGAAGAGGCCUCUCUUUCUGUUCAGCAUUAAACAAAGCACUUUUUACUCACUUGGCAUAACACAGAACCUCUUCACUGGGCAUGUAAACUUGGGGAAAAGUACCCUAUACUUUCUGCAACCCUUUAAGGAAGCAGCUUUCUCUGGCCAUCAAGGCUUCCAUAGCACCUGGAACCAAUUUGUCUGCUGCUUCCACAACAGUGCUGAGAAAUCAAGCGCAGGUUCUUCCUUGAGCUCCUGUUACUAUUCUUGCCACUUGACGAUCCAUCGAGCUUUCUUUUCUAAUAAGAUACUGGCCAUUUAAUGCCUUUGUUUCCCAGCUCUUUCCCCCAUUUUCUGCCUGUGGAUCACCUGCAUCCCUGCUGUUAUCCACAGAGAUCUGGAGACAGUUUGCAUUUCCUUUACCUUGGGGGCAUGGGGGUCGGAGGGUCCUGCAGGGUAAGAGAAAGGAGCCUGCGUUUGUCUUAAAGAGUCCUUUAAGCACCUUAGCUUAAAUGUGCCCCAGGAGAUGCUCUUUAAAGACCCCACCCACAAAGAGAGUGAGUGCCCUUUCCAGCCAAUAAAUUGCCCUUCUCCCUCCCUCAGCUGCCUCCCUGAGAGGAGAGAGGCAGGCUGCUUCAAUGGAAGCAAGGAACACAGGGGCUGAGAUUCCGGUUUUCUUCUUCCCUGUUCUUCCUGGUGAGUAUUUAUUUUUUGGAAUUGGGUAUCCUUUUGCCAGGUGUGUUCUUUAGCAGGUUCCUGUUUUGCCGUCAUCUCCUAUUUCCUAUGCCCACCCUCCUCACUCUUGCCCCUUUUCCCACGCUGCCAGAGUCCCAAUUUCCUACAGCCUCGCAUGUUUCAUCUUCAUAAGAAGCUAAGGUGAGCUGUGCUGGAUCCCAUCUUGUCCAACAUCCUGUUCUAACAUGGGCCAACCAGAUGCUUCCUUUUCUUUUAGUCCCUGGAGGAUAGAUACCAUUUUGGGCCACAUUUGCACUGCACCUUCUGGGAGCUGUAGUUUGUGAAGGGUGCUGGGAGCUGUUAAAAGAAACCCCUAUUCCCCUCCCAGUGCUAUAAUUCCCAGAGUGGUUUAGCAGGCAACCCAUCCUCCCAGGGAACUCUGGGAAUUAUCGUUCUGUGAAGAGAAUAGUGCCCCCGCAACAACUCUCGGCACCCUUAGCAAACUACAGUUCCUGGAAUCAUUGGGGUGGGGGGAGCCACACCUGUUUAAAGCAGUAUUAUAGUGCUUUAAAUAUAUGGAGCGACUGUGGCUUUAAUUACCCUCCCAUGGACUUUUGUGCUAUCUCAGAAGGCCUUCUCGGUAGUGGCGCCCGCCCUGUGGAACGCCCUCCCACCAGAUGUCAAAGAGAACAACAACUACCAAACAUUGAGAAGACAUCUGAAGGCAGCCCUGUUUAGGGAAGCUUUUAAUGUUUGAUGGAUUACUGCAUUUUAAUAUUUGGUUGGAAGCCGCCCAGAGUGGCUGGGGAAGCCCAGCCAGAUGGGCGGGGUAUAAAUAAUAAAUUAUUAUUAAUUAUUAUUAUUAUUAUCUCUUUCACCCCAUUUCUUCCUACACCCUAAAGCUCCUUUCUUGGUCACCUUGACCCUACUCAGUCCCCUUCGCUUUUGCUUUUCAUGUGCUGCAAGAUUCCUGUCUCUUCUGAGUCCCCUGCCCUUAUAUUUGUCCAGAGUUCCAGAACUACUCUAUGCCAGUCUUUGCAUCCCAGACAUUUUGUGUGUGGAGUUUGUGUGUCUGUUCCUUGAUGCAGAUCAGCUGUGGGCUGCUUUUGGCCCUCCAGAUGUUGCUCAACUACAACUCCCACUACGCUUGGCCUGAGUCAGGUUUGCUGGGGCUGAUGGGAGUUGUAGUUGAGCAACAUCUGGCGGGCCAACGCUUCCCCCACAACUGAUAGUGAUGGUUGAUGGUGAUGAUUCUGUUUUUAAUGCAGUGGGACGGGGAAAGAUGUUCUGCAUACAUUUUGCAAACCGCUCUCAGGUUUUUUUUAACCAUCAUAUAGACCUGAAAUGAGAUAAAUAAAAUUACUAUUAUAUGGCACAGCUAUAGCACUUCCUAUGUUGGAGAGCUCUGGACUUAACCACCUUUUCUGUUUUCUUAUCACAUAUGCCCAUCCCUUUCUUCCUGUUGUUAUUAAAGGACCUGUAAUGCAAAAAUAAAAAAAAUACUUUGCCUGCAGCUUUUUAAAAUAGACAUUUGGGAAGAAAAGUAAUUAAAGUAGAAGUAACCCUUUGUUACACUCCCCCCACAGUCACCCUGACUUUUUAGUGUUAAGCUUGAGUUUGUAUCCUGUUUUAAUUUCUUACAUUUAUAUAUCACAGUCUCCUCCAAGGAGCUUGGAAGUGGCCUAUGUUAUUCUCUUUCUUCUUGUUUUCUCCUUACAACAACCCUGUGAGAUAGGUUAGGGAGGGGGAGGGAGAGAGAGAUUGGCCAGCGGUUACGCCAUUGAGCUUCAUGGAUGAAUGGGGAUUUGAACCCUGUUCUCCCAAAGUCCUAGUCCACGACACCUAACAACCUGCACUCCCCCCCAAGCGGCUUACUAAUCCAGCCUUUCUAAACUUUGGGUCCCUGGACAUUGUUGGACUACAGCUCCCAUCAUUCCCAGCCAGCAUGGCCAUUGGUCAGGGAUGAUGGGAGUUGUAGUUAAAAACAUCUGGGGAUCCAAGGUCAUGAAAUAUAAGAUAAUGCAAAGGCUAAAGACAUCUCCACCCCCCCCUGCUGUUUUUUAAAAUUGUAGCAGUCAGAAUUUCAUGUGUUUACCUGUAAAAUUGGGUAGCAAUAAAGGGAACUAAUUGCCCAUGUAAACUGCUAAUGGGUUAGAGUUGAUUGAUGCUUUACAACUAAGGUGUGACUUGGCUGAUUUUACAGUCGCUAUGUUAAUGCUUGUACUGCAUUCCUUUGUGGCAACUUCUGGAUAGCUUAUUCUCUAAAUCGCAGGGUUCAAGGCUCCCAUUGGACAAAAGAUUCCUGCAUUUCAGGGGGCUGGAAUAGAUGACCCUCGGGGACCCUUCCAACUGUACAGUUAUUUUUUUAAAAAAAAUAAUUAUGCUUUUCAGGUUUAUACAUUUCACUAAUUUUACAAUCAUAUUAACAUUUCAGAGCUUGACUUCCUUCUCCCUCUUUCUGCGGUUCCUUAAAUUUAUUUUUAACAUAUUCUGCCUACCUAUCCAAACUAACUUAAUUUGCUCAUUUAUGUGGGGUGUAAUCCUCAAGAUUCCCACAAUUUAUUCAUCUACUUUAAAAACCUACUCUUAUUAUAAAACAGCAGGUUAUAACAAUAAUCCGGCCAAUCAUCUUAUCUGUUUACAAAUUAGCUGUAAAUAUUCAAGAAACCAUUUCCGUUCUUUUAUAUAAAAAAAAGUUAUCUUGAUUUCUUAUUCUUCCAGUAUCCAACUGUACAGUUCUACAAUUCUACGGAGGGGGUGUUGCUACAUUUCAUGUGCAAUCAAUAGGUGUUACUAUUAUAUAAAUUCACACGUUAUGGCCUUCUUAAGUUGGUUGCCUUGUUUUCCAGCUGCAGACAAGUUGCUGAACAGCAACAACAAUGAAGAGGAGGAAGAGGAGGAGGACGAUGAAGAGGAGGAGGACGAAGGGCCCGAGGAGCUGCGGCCAGGCACAUCUCAAAGCACCCCCAGGCGAGUCAAGCCCGUGGUGCGCCGCGCACCGCCCAAGCAGCCGCCACCACCACCGCCACCUCCCCCCAAGAUCAUUCCGGUGGUGAAGAAGGACAAAGCGACUCAACGAGGGCAUGCGCUGAAGAAGAGCCUGGAGAGCCGCUGCUCGGACUGCACGAGGAGCCUGCAUGCGCCGCCCCGGGGCCGCCAGCGGAGCGAGGCCAACGCGGCGCGGGAGAAGCCCUUCCAGUGCUCGGACUGCGGCAAGAGCUUCAUCUGGAGCUCCCACCUGGAGCGCCACCGCCGGAUGCACACGGGUGAGAAGCCCUUCAAGUGCCUCAACUGCGGCGAGGCCUACAGCCAGAACUUCCACCUGCUGCAGCACCGCUGCUCGCAGCUGAUCGAGAAGCCCUUCAAGUGCCCCGAGUGCGGGAAGCGCUUUGCCCAGAGCUCGGCCCUGGAGAACCACCGCAAGGGCCACACGGCCGAGAAGCCCCACAAGUGCGCCGACUGCGGCAAGUGCUUCAUCUGGGCCUCCCACCUGGAGCGGCACCGGCGGGUCCACACGGGCGAGCGGCCCUUCAAGUGCCCUGAGUGCGGGGAGACCUACAGCCAGAGUGCCCACCUGGCAAAGCACCGGCGCAACCACAUGGGCGAGCGGCCCUACAACUGCCCAGCCUGCUGGCGCAGCUACGCGCUCAUCUCGGAGCUGGAGGAGCACAAGAAGACCCACCUGGGCUGCGAGGACUGCGGCAAGGUGUACCGCAGCCGCCAGACGCUGAUGCGCCACCAGAGGGGCCACCACCGCGAGCGCACGCACCUGUGCGAGGAGUGCGGCAAGGGCUUCGUGUGGGCCUCCCACCUGGAGCGCCACCGCCGCGUCCACACGGGCGAGCGGCCCUUCCCCUGCCCCACCUGCGGGGAGAAGUUCGCCCAGAAGGUGCACCUGCUCCAGCACAACAAGACGCACUCGCACGCGCGGCCCUACAAGUGCGGCGACUGCGACAAGCGCUUUGGCGACAGCUCGGCCUUCCUGGCGCACCAGCGGGGCCACGCCAUGGAGAAGAACCACAAGUGCCAGUACUGCGGGAAGAGCUUCGCCUGGAGCUCCCACCUGGAGCGGCACCAGCGCAUCCACACGGGCGAGAAGCCCUACAAGUGCCCCGACUGCCCGGAGCACUUCAGCCAGACCUCGCAGCUCUUCAAGCACCAGCGCAGCCACCUGGGCAAGAGGCCCUACAAGUGCAGCGAGUGCGGGAGGAGCUUCGGCACCACCCUGGAGGUCAUCAUCCACCAGCGGACCCACUUCGGGACCAAGCCCUACCGCUGCUCCAACUGUGGGAAGGGGUUCACGCGGCGAGCCAACCUGCUGAAGCACCAGCGGAGCCACGCGAAGGAAAGCCCCUAAAAUAAAAUUUAAAAAAAUGGAAGAGGGGGCGCGAGAGAAGCGGGGAAGGGGGGGGGAGAGACGGGAGACGCGCGCCCUCUCCCUCACGUUACCAAACGAGUCUAGAAUCCACACAAGGAAGAGGAAUCCUUUUUGUACAUUCUGCUUAACGGGGGAAAGCUACGGCGCAGCUCUUGCGGUGACCCCGGCGGAUCUGCACGGGGUUGAGGAAUUAUUUCAGGGGUUAGGGUGGGGUGGGGGAAAGAUAGCAAUGGAAAAGAAACACGCGGCUGCAGCAUAUAAGCGAAGAGAUUGUAGACACACACACCUCGAUAGCGGGGCGGGGGGAAAAGAGGUUCUUGGAAAAGAAGGCCUAUUGAGGUGAAAACCUAGUAACCAUGUCCACUGGGGAGUUUUGAUCCUGAUUUAGAAUCCGUAUGGGUGUCUCGCUCACCUUUUUUGUUUUGACACUGUGUACGUAUAAAUAUAACCCAUGUUUUGGGAAACGAAAAGCUUUACUUGACUCUUCCUCGCCCUGUAUUGUAUCCGACUCCCCUCUCCCCGCCCCUCCAGCCCUGUUAGAAGAGCGCUGAUGGAUCAGAUCGGAGGCCAAUAUAGGAUUGUGCGUCCUGUCCUCCUAGCUGCCGUUCAGAUGCCUAUGGAAAGCCAGCAAGCAGAACCCGGGUGCAGCAAUCACUUGUGAUUUCCAGCAACUAGAGGGGUUUUUUGUGUUUUUGUUUGCCUCCGACAGUUGAGGGGGGAACAUUGCUCUCACGGCUAGUAGCUGCUGCUAGCCUUAUCUUCCAUGAAUUUGUCUAAUCCUCUCUUACAGCUGCUUCCCCCAUGGGUAACUUUGAACUCUGGAUAACAAAGCUUUAACAUGCUGAGGACUGACCUCCAGACCUUAGAUGCCUAACUGAGAAGGACUCAGACUUCACUAGAUGCUAGGGAAUCCACCUGGGUAACAGGGAGGGCCAUGAAACUUUGGUAAGCCUCUUGAAUGUGGAGGAAAAGCUUUAUUGACUUAUUCAACACAAAUAAUCUAAACAUUUUUGGGGGGUGGGUGGGUAGGGGGAGCAUGAACUAUGCCUUGAGCAGCGCUCCCACCCAAGUAGCCGGUGCAUUGGAACCUAAAUGGCCACUGAGGGUCAGAUUGCAGCAUUUAGCUAGAGAAGCUCAAAUUGGUUUUGCUUGGAUCUCGGAAUCUCUCCUGCUCAAUUUCUGCUUUCCAAAGCUGCUGAUGGCACCCUCCCGACCCAGGAAUCCCUGGAGGGUUUCGUUUCCUGAAGUCUAAAGGAAAAGCAGAGAGGAUUGAGACCCCAUUAGAAAGUGGGAGCUUAUGUGCCGCUAUUCAGCUAGAUGGUCCCCUUCUUUGAGCUCUUGUCUUUUGGGGUUCUUAAUAGUUUGGCCACAAAUGUGAAGCACGUGUGCGAAAUCUGCUCACUGAGGUAUUGGUGAGAAAGCCCAUCUCUUCAGUUUAGGGAAGAGGAUACAACAUAAGUGUGCAACUUACUGAGGGGAAGAAAACCGUAAAACACUCAAGGAGGGUUCAGCUUUGGGCCUGGAAGCAUGCUGGGGUAGUGUAUUGUUGAUGGAUAAGAUUCAGAAUAGGAGUUCAAAGGCUCAAGGUCUCUUUAUUUUUAUUUUUUUGAAGGGGCAGAGGGUAGCUGGCUGUAGGCAUCAGCCUGUCUUAAAACAUAAAAUCCAGAUUUCUAGGAGGGUGGAUCUUGGGUCCAGAAAGCCCAACAAAUAGGCAUCUUGGAGUUUUCCUAUCCUGGUUUGGCAGUAGGAUUGAUGUACACACACACAUACAUGCAAUGAUAAAGAAGUUGAGCCUUUGGGUGGUGUGAUGGAUGCAUGAGAAACUAAAGAAGCAGAAUUUAUAAUCUGGAAAAGAGGCAGAGGAGGAAUGUGGAGCUCUCAGUGGGAGAAAAGGGAAAUGUUACCUUGCCAUGCAAGGUUAACGCCUCAGAACUUACUACCGUAACACAUCAUGGCUCCACCUGCACCUUACAUUUAAAGCAGCCAUUAUUAUUAUUUUUUUAGUAUUCAUAUUUUCCUGAAAACGUUUCAAUUAUAAAGAAAGCGAUGCAAAGGAAAAAUAAUAAUUAAGACACUGCUUUAAGCAGUUGUGGCUUCCCCUCAAAGAAUCCUUGGGGUUGGUAGUUUAAGGCUGCUGAGAGUUGUGAAGAAGACUCUCCUAUUCCCCUCCCAGAACUACAAUUCCCUAGAGGGGUUUAGCAAUCUAACCCUCUUCCCGGGGAACUCUGGGAAUAGUAGCUCUCUGAGAAGAGAAGGCUUUCCUAACAACUUCCAGUGCCCUUAACAAACUACUGUUCGUAGGAUUCUUUUUGUGGGAGGCCAUGACUGUUUAAAGUGGUGUGAUACGACCUUAAACAUAUGUAGUGCAGAUGAGGCCCUAGACAGAAGUUGGGGAGAACUGAGAGCGAAAAGGCCUUGCCUCUCCGCUGUGGCGAGGACAGGCGAGCUGUUACUACUGACUGAGAGCAGCGCAUCUUUGCUCCAGGGAGGGGCGACUGUAGAUUUUGGCCACCUGCCAUGGGUACUUUGCUUGAGCUUCCUGUGCUGCAGCGGGUUGAGCUAGAUGACCCUCAGGGGUCCUUUCUGGCUCUGCAAUUCUGUGGCAAUCUCUCCUGUCACCUACCUCGGAAUCUCGCUCGGGAGGACUGACUGAAGAAGAGCCCUGUUUCUCGCACCCCAUUCUUCCUCAGCCCUGUUGGGACGGAGAGGCCUGCGAAGGAACAGAAAGCCUUGCUUGUCACGGGAGGCCUUUGCGCUGCAACAAGAGACACACCCCAAAGAGGCAUGGCGCCACAACACCCUCUUAACCAUGCAAGUGGGUGGACGGAUGAGGCCUGGACUCUGGAUUUCCCUCUGCUUCUGCCUCCGGCUUAACCUCCCCCCCGUUGUUCUGCCCCUUCUUCCAAGCUUUAUUUACUUUAUUGCAUUUGGGGCGGGGGGCAAGGGGAGUCUGUUUGCCUCAAUGUACUUCUGUUUAUUUUUCUCCCCCCCCUUUUUUUGUUCUCAUCCAAAGCAAGCGUCUCUUAUGUUUUAGGGUCCUGUCCCCUCGACUGACUUAUUAAAAGGGGGAGUUUCUAAGCUCUGACUUCUUUGUUGUUGGUUAGGAGUAAUAAAGAUUGAAAACGUAGCUCACGCAAGUGUG
Messenger RNA from Podarcis lilfordi (Lilford's wall lizard), 18982 nucleotides. NCBI's taxonomy places the organism in Eukaryota, Metazoa, Chordata, Lepidosauria, Squamata, Lacertidae. The record is from the annotation of a GenBank genome assembly.